AUGAGCGCCCCGCCGAUCCUGGACAACCUCGCAGAGCACCCGGGCCAGACUGUAUCAGGCCAUUGCGACGUCCACGAAUCUGAAGACCAUCAUUCCGCACUCUCCACACCCGGUCCCUCUCGUAUUGUCCAGCCACGCGUUUGUCAUUGCGCACUCCUGGAACCGCUCCUCGGAGAAGACGGAUCGUGGCGGACAGCAAUCGGUCUCCACGACGUCCAUGAGAAGGAAGGGGAUGCGGACGCGUUGGAGGACUGUAUCAAGAUCUAUCGCAGGCUCCUUGACGACGGUGGCGCCGUUCAACUCCAUGUCAGCGAACAACGGGCCGUAACCCGGAGGACUCUGGCUUUCAAGUUGUUACAGGACCGUAAUGGACUCGCCCACGCCAGCGGGCGCCACUGUGUUCUGUCCCGGCUCAGUCGAGCGCUCAGACAGCGCUUCCUGUUUCACGGAGUACAGCAGGAUCUCCAGGACGCGGUCGCGCACGGGCGCAGCGCGGUCGAGGCAUGUGAUUCCGAAGGCGUUUCUUGCCCCGCCACGACGACGACGCUCGCCGACGCGCUGCGCGAGCGAUUCGGCAGGCUGUCGAGCGCGGAAGACUUGGACGAAGCGUCUCAGCUCUGCCAGAGCGCGCUGGACGGUUCACCGCCCGGGUGCAAACUGCGGCCCGGGUGCCUGAACGCCAUGGGAAGGCUCGCCUGCUACCGGUUUCGAUUGCAGGGCAUGGCCGGCGGCGCGGCGCAGGCGAUCGUGCUUCACAGGGAGGCGUUGCACACGCCUGGCCUGGCGUAUCCGGAGGAUUUCAAGGCCCGCUUCCUGCUUGCGUUGGCCCUCUUCACCGAAUACGAGGUGGACGGUCAGAUGGACAAACUCGAGGAGGCGAUCAAGCUCUAUCGCACCGCGCUGGAGUUGUGUCCUCCAAAACACGUCGAUCGGCCGAUCGUGCUUCUGAACGUCGGGAUCGCGCUCACCAUCCAAGGAGAAGACAAGAGCGUCGUGAGCGACGUACAAGAGGCGAUCACGCACCUCCGCAACUCCCUGUCCCUACGCCCUCCGGGCGACCCCUACCGGAUCAACUCGAUGUCCACUCUCGGGAACGCCGUGCGGUCCCGGUUCAUCCUCGAGGGCAGGCCGGAGGACCUCCAGGAGGCGACGCAGAUCCGGCGGGACGUGAUCGCAUGCUGCCCGCCCGAGAACCCACACAUGUGGAUAUUCGUCGGCAACCUCGCCAACGUGCUUGGAAGCCAGUACGAGCACUUCGGGAGCCUGGGCGACCUCGACGAGUGCAUCCAGCUACAGCGGGAGGCGAUGAGGCGCAUACCAUCGGGUCAUCCCAGGAUCGCCAUCGUUCUCUGCAAUCUCGCCGAGUGCUUGAUCAUGCGUUUCGACGACACCGGUCGCGGCGCCGACCUCGAGGAAGCAAUUCAGAGUUUCCGGGAAGCGAGCGACAUCACGAGGCCAGGGCACCCUCACUACUCCAAUACGGUGGAGUACCUGGCCACCUGUCUCCGCCGACGUUUCCGCAUCUCCGGCGCGUACAAUGACCUCGAAGAUUCGAUCGCCCUCUCAAGGCGCGCCAUCGGAAUGGUGUCCAAGAGCUAUUCAGGUUAUCCACCUAUGAUCAUCCAUCUCGCCGAAGGACUGUGGCUCCGAGGCGAGCACAGGAGGGACCUUGACGACAUCAUACAUGCCAUCAAAGCGCUGGAGGAUUUGGACCCCGACUUGACGCCCGAAGUAGAGCGGCAACGUUGGUUCGAGAUCCUCGGCAAAGCGUACUUCGCCAAGUUCAAACACACGCGCUCUGCGUCGGACUUUGAGAAGGCGCGUGAACUCGUGGAGAAACAACUGGAGCUGCUCACCACUGGCCAUCGCGAGCGCUCCAGGCGGCUGAUCGACCUCGCCGAGCUUCACCUCGAGCACGGACCUGGUCGCGACAUCGCGCAGGCACUGCAGUUCCUCUCAGAAGGCCUCACGGACGACCACCUGGACGUUCGCGCCCGGCUGCGAGAAGGCGUCCGCUUGCUCUCGGCCAUCGAAUGCGACCACGGGGACAUCACGGACGACGUCGCGACCUACUCCCGCCUGCUGGACGUCUACCGCACAAUCGUCCACUUGCUCCCGCGCCUGGCCUUCUUCGAAGUCGACCUCCCCUCCCGCCUCAAGACGCUCGCGGUCGGCCAGAGCGUAGCCGUCACCGCCGCAAGCCAUGCGCUCGAGCUGUCCAGGCCGCAAGACGCGCUCGAGAUACUCGAGCAGUCCCGCGCCAUCUUCUGGACGCAUUCGCUCCGGCUGCGCUCGCAGUUCGACCUCGUCCCGGACGAGUAUCGACGGCGCCUGCUGGAGCUGUCGCGCCAGCUCGACCGGCACGACGAGGGUACCGGGCUCGCGAUCGAGAAGCAGCAGCUGGAGCUCGCGCGAGCAAGGAGGUGGAAGCAGACGGACGAGUUCCAUAAUCUGGUGGGCCAAGUCCGGUCCCUGCCCGGCCUCGAGCGGUUCAUGCUCCCGGAUGACCUGACGGCUCUAUCCGGAAUCGCGCGACACGGGCCCGUCGUGGUCCUCAUCGCGUCUAAGGUUACGCGCCGCGCGGUCGUGCUUAGGCGUCCAGGGGAUAUAGUCAAUGUUCCUCUUCCCCUGGUGUCUGUCGAAGGGCUUGUGCAGUCCAGCAAGGGCUGGAAGUCGGUCCUCAUCAGCGAGAAGCGAUCCGUCACGCGCGACAGUCGACUGAAAUUGCACAAAACGAGGAUCACGGGCCAAGAACGGAGUGCGACGCACGUCAUUCUGGAGCAGCUUUGGGUGGGCGUUGUGAAGCCGGUACUCGACUCACUGGGACUCAAGCCCUCGCAAGGUCGAGAUCGCCCUCGCCUAUGGUGGUGUCCGACCGGAGAGUUCGCUCGUCUGCCGAUCCACGCUGCGAGCGGCGGGGACGAAACGUGUUCGGAUUACGUCGUUUCUUCCUAUAUCCCGACCCUAGGCGCCCUCGCGACCGCAAGAGCGUCGUAUACGCCCCUCACCAAACGACAAUGCAAGGUCCUCCUUGCGGCCGUGCCGCGGUCACACGUCCCUAUGUGGGCCGACCUACCGUCGAUCGUGGACGAAAUCCAGAACGUGGCAGAGAUAUUACCCGCCGAUUCGCUGAUGCCGAUACCGGAUACGGAGGACGCCCGGGUGGGGGACGGACGUGGUGUGCACGCGCAGACGCUGCUCGACCGGUUACCGGAGGCCAACAUUUUGCACCUAGCGUGUCAUGGCAUGCAAGACCCAGAGAAUCCGCUCGAGAGCGGCUUCGUCAUGCGCGACGGCAUCCUCAAUAUCGCCAGAUUGAUGGGUACGCCGUCUCCGAACGCGCUCAUGGCCUUUCUCAGUGCAUGCGAGACGGCUAAGGGCGACAAAAAUCAGCCAGACCAGACCAUCCACCUGGCAGCAACGAUGCUGUUCGCUGGCUUCAAGAGCAUCAUUGCGACGCUGUGGUCCAUGGAAGAUGUCGACGGACCGAUGAUAGCAAGCCACAUCUACAAGGAACUAUUCCACGGAGGGUCCGAGCACCUGGACCCUGACAUCAUACCAUACGCGCUCGACUCUGCAGUACGAAAACUCCGGGAGGUGGAAACCUCCCCGAGCAGAUGGGCACCGUACAUACAUCUCGGGAUGUGA
Molecule: messenger RNA, 3648 nt
Organism: Punctularia strigosozonata HHB-11173 SS5
Lineage: Eukaryota; Fungi; Basidiomycota; Agaricomycetes; Corticiales; Punctulariaceae
Exons: 5
Coding region: 1-3648 (1215 amino acids)
Molecular function (GO): protein binding
Source: RefSeq, a predicted model, not a curated record